Molecule: messenger RNA, 4216 nt
Organism: Linum trigynum
Lineage: Eukaryota; Viridiplantae; Streptophyta; Magnoliopsida; Malpighiales; Linaceae
Source: the annotation of a GenBank genome assembly
UCCAGAGUCCUCCUCCUUAAUCAGUCGAGCUGGAAUGGAAAUUUGAGUCAUAUUCCCAACAGCAUUACCACCCCGAUCUCCUUCCUAGCGCUCGUAGCGUCAAGGAGAAAGAUACGAUCCCACUUACUCCCUCGACCUAUCACUGCCCCCGUCCUCAUGCCCUGCAUAGCGCAUCCAUUUAUAUUAAAGAUAAUACGACACCCAUCAUCAACUAGUUGGCCCACGGACACCAAAUUCGGAAGAAGUUUAGGAACAUAAUAAGCAUCACGAAGCAUCAACAGUCUACAUCUCAUAGAACACAUACCAAAAACAGAUAACUGUGAGCCAUCAGCCACCUGCAGAUUAACACCAACACUUGGCCGAAUAGACAGAAAAUUUCAUCUAUCACUAGUCAUAUGGUUCACAGCAGUAGAAUCAAGAUGCCACUAAGUGAGAGACGAGUAAACUGUACCAUUCGCGAAAGCAACCGGGAGAGCAGAUGGGAGAGUUUCCUACAACGCCUCUUGAACUAAAUGCCUAAUCUCCUCAAGGGACUGAUAACACUAUAUUUGUGUUAGUUGCUCUCAUGGCCUAUUUUACGCUAGGUUGUGUUAGUUUAUGAUGUUUUUAAGUCCUAGUACGUGAAUGGGUGCGAAGGAGCGAGUUUCGGGACGUUUUGGAUAGAACAGACAGAAAGCAGGGGAAAGUUACGACCAGACCUCGAAUGUUACGGUCUGGACCGUAACUUCCCCAAGGCACCCGUAACUCUGAAGGGGAGGCGCCAAGGAUCCUGAUGCUAUAUGAAAGUUAUGCCUAGACCCUUGAAGUUAUGGCAUGGGCCGUAAUUUCCUCCCCAUGCCCAUAAAUCUGAGGAAACAGAGGCCAGAUGUUCCAGAAGCCAUUUCAGAGAUACGACCCCUCCUCAUAGUUACGUUCGUAACCGUAACUUCCUCCUUGAAGCCGUAACUCUUGUUAUACGGAAAGCUUGAACUGUUGUCAUUUUGAGGAAGUUACGGGCUAGCAAGCAGAGUUACGAACGUAACUUUGCCUGUAACUUGGCCUCUAGAAUCUAUAUAAAUGCGUUUUGGGGGAUUUUGAAGGGGGAGAUCUUGGUUUUGGAGGAUUUCUUUGAGCUAUUUUGGAGGAUUUCUUCAUCAUUGGAGCUUGGGAAUGAAGCUUGGAGAUGGAGAUUGAAGAUCUAGAUCAGAUUUCUGAAUUCUCUCUCUUCUCUAUGGAGUAACUUCCCUUCACUUAGGUUUUGAGGAACCCUAGCCCUGUUUGUUUGAUUGGAUGAUUGUAUGAGUACUCUUACUUGAUAAUCUUGAGUUCAUUUUCAAUCUAUGCAUGUUUUCAUGAUUCAAUUCUUCUUUACUCUCGAUUAUUGAUUCUGCUUUGAUCCUAUGAGAGUGAAUACCUGAUUAGGUCAAUAGAGCACCAUAAAUUGAUAGUAUUGGAUCGAUUGCUUUAGUAUAGGGUCGAUUCACAGUUUUGUAUCGAUUGAGAACCUCAUUCAAUAGAGGGAAUCUAGUUCAGAAUGCCUUGAUCAGUUGUUCUAGAGAAGGAUAUGUCCCUCUAGGCAAUCGACUCAAGAGGGCCUUGAAUUCCUUAGUCGAGAUUCAAGGUCUAGUCAAGGAUUCUCCGCAUUGUAAAUGAAAUUGAAAUAAGUUAGAGAUCAUUAAUCACUAAUCUUGCUAGUGGCUAGGGGGAAUCAUACCUAAGUGACUUCCCAACCUCUAAUUAGAUUAACUUUAACUCUUGUUUGGUAGAGUAGUUUUAGUUCUUCUAUUUUAAUCUGGUUUGCUAGAUAAUAAAUGAAAGCUUAGUAUAGUAACUCUAGAGAUACGUGGAUUUGAUAUUUAUUACUUGUGCCACUAUAUUGCAGUCCUUUUCAUUGGUUACACUUGGCCAUUGUUAGGAGUUGUGUUUCAGCGAGUCAAGUUUUUGGCACCGUUGCCGGGGAAUUACUAGAUUAUUAGGAAAGGAAAAAGUUCAUUAAUUUAGCUUUCCUUUCUUUUAAUCGUUUUUUUCCACCCUUGCUUAUCACUUGGGUGUCUUUGUUUCUGUUGGUGCAGUUCUGAGUCAUGGAUCCUAAUGGCUUCUCCAACCAUUGGGGGGUAACCACCACCACCCGAGGGUAUUACCUGAAGACUCCCUUGAGCAAUCUAGGGGGAGAAGACUAUGGAUUCGGAUUUUAGUACAAACCCCCUACUACGAAGAACAACCUGACCCUUUGACAUUUCAAGAACAGUAUCCUUAUCAAGAAGAAAUCCACCCACAUCCAGAGGGGCCAUCGGAGCUGGAGUUAGCCAUGGCGGCCUUCACUGGCCAUUAUGUAGAGCCAAGCUGCAAUCCACAACCAUAUCUAAACUAUCAAUUGAGAAUUAUCAUAGAGUGGUUUUCUCGGGGCACCGAGAGAUCCCUCCGCAAGAUGGACCUUUUAUUCCAAUCCAUUGCUCCUCCAACCUCUUCAUUUCUCCAUGAAUCGGAGGAGACUGUUCCGCACUCAGCAAAGCAAAUAGAGCGGGUUGAGCAAGUUUGUGCACAGUUUUUUAAGAUCACCUUUCUGCUACCAUAGAAGAAGAUGAGGAGGAUGAGAAGGCUACAAGGACAUUGUGGAGCAGACAGAAGUUUUCACGGAGAGCUUCCGUGAUGAUCAUGAUUAGGAAUAUCCUUUUGUAGCCGACCACACCUUUCCACAUCCCGCACCGAGUUUUGCUUGGCGACUUGCUCUCCAAUCCGUUCUAGAAGAUGAAGAGCGAGAAAGGAUGAGGAAAGAAGUUGUGGAGGAUGAAGAAAGUGAAUCAGAGGCAUUCUUGAUCCUUUCCAAGGGAGGAGUCAAAUUCUGAGGAAUGAAGGGGGUUGAAGAAGCAACUGGCGUCCAGGCUGAGAACAAAGUUGAGGGGGGAGAGGCUUGCACCGGCCAUGCGUUACAUGUGAUAUCUCCAUCAAACUACGAGGAGCUGCUUCGCAAGGACCCAUUUGCAGUGUCUCUUUGCCAGACCAAGGCUAGAUCGACAUCAGCCCCUCUUGGUGGACGCGAUGGUGGUCAAUUGAUGCUGUCAUAUAUGGUUUGGGGCAAUGAGACAAGAGAAAAAGAGGUCUUGAUGGUGGAGACUUCAUCUGCAAUAAGUGCACGAGCCUACAUCGCUUGAUACAUCACUUGCUCGUGACUUGAGACUCCACCUCAUCGACGAGAACCUCAACUUUAAAUUGGUUCUAGCAUGGAUCGAAACUUAGGAUCCACCAUUCGGCUCACAACGUGAAAGAAGCGCUUGUUGGGAGGCAACUCAUCCAGUCGGUUUGCAUUUCUUUCCCUAUUUCUCUUCAAUUGAGUCAGUUUUGUCUUUGAUUUUAGAGUCAAUAAAUCAACCUCUGUGUGAAAAUGUGUGGUGUUUUUGUUUUGAAUGCUCUCUCUACUCACCUGGAAUGCACCGCUUGCCGCAUCCACCAUCAUUCACAUUUGAUCUGGUAACUUUAUUAUACCAUGUUUAUCUUUCCUCCAUUGAGGAUAAUGUCGUGCUUAAGUGUCGGGCGGUGUUCCAUUAUGUCUGUGUGUGAAUGUUUGGUUGUGUUUAUGUGCUUGGAGCCGAUAUGAGGGCUCCAAGUUCGUGUUCCUUGCAAUUUUUUAACCUGCUCAUUAUGCUUUGAAUUGAAUGUCUUUAUAGUUCUAUGCAACCUAGGGAUGGUAGUGUAGCACUAUGGAGGAUGUUGAAGUAUAAGAUCUUUCCUAUCUUUAUUUUUGCUGUGUCGAUUGAUUGUGUGAAUUAGUGGAUUUAGGACCUUUGAUUCAUGUGGUAUCGAUGACUCUCUUUAUGUUGUUUGUGGACUCAUGUAUCGUAAAAGGGUGCUCAUUGUGCAUAAUGGAAAAAGCAGUUGGUCCUCCAUGCAAAAAAUUUGAAAUUUUAAACAUGGGGUAAGCCCAAUGUGUGUGGCACCGUUCAUUGCACAAAAUCGGGUUUUGGAAGAGAUUUUAGUGAUCCUUAGUGGGGUAGGCCUACAAGGUGAAGCUAAGCGGUCUCUAGUACAAGCAAAAAUUCCACCCGUUGAAUGGUUUGCCUACUUGAGGAUGUGUUUUUAAGGGCACGGAUAGAGCUUCCCACCCCCCGUAAUUUCAUUGGCCCUCCGCACGAAGUGAGGAAAAGGAGUUAAAAGAAGUAUUCUGGCGAGCGACAAAUGUACAUAAAUUGAUCUUGCUCACCUAAUAAGGGUCGAUCGUGCAUAAAAACUACAGUUUGGA